Molecule: messenger RNA, 945 nt
Organism: Pichia kudriavzevii
Lineage: Eukaryota; Fungi; Ascomycota; Pichiomycetes; Pichiales; Pichiaceae
Exons: 1
Coding region: 1-945 (314 amino acids)
Molecular function (GO): hydrolase activity, acting on ester bonds
Source: RefSeq, a predicted model, not a curated record
AUGUCUCCAAUUGACAGAUACGAUUCACACUGCCACUUUUCCCCCAGAAUUACUGAGGAAGUUUUUACAAAAGAGGUGGUUCCACACUUAAUGAAUCAAGAAUGGCCGAUUAAUCUAAUGAUGACCAAUCAUAUCGAUGAGCCACUAGUAACAACAUUAGUUGACAUGAAUCCAAACGUAAUGGCAAAUGUUGGAAUCCAUCCAUGGUUCACGCAUUUAUAUACAUUUGAGGCGGACAUUUCAAAGGAGGACCACUACCAUAAGGUUCUUGAAAAAUAUUCCAAGAAUUGGAAGUACGAUCACCCGAUAACAGAAUUCACACGUUUUCUGCCCGAUCCUAUACCAAUACAUGCAACUUUGAAGAGGUUCAAAGCGACAUUGCUUGGAUGUAGUUUUGUGAAUGUAGGUGAGAUAGGAAUUGAUAAAAGUGCUCGGGUUCCUAGGUGUGGCUUUUUAGGGAACACGGAAACUGGCGACAUUGCAGGUCUGUCAAACUACAAAGUUUCCAUGGAACACCAGCUGAGAGUUUUACUGGCGAUUCUUGAUAUUGUGGCGGAAGUUGGUGUGAAGAGUGUUUCGAUACACUGUGUGAAUGCGCAUGGGAUACUAUACGAUGUCCUGAAGCCACUGAAUUUUGCCAAUAAGAUACCCCGGAUCGUGAUGCAUUCGUAUAGCGGGAGUGUAGAAAUGGCGAAGAUGCUGCUGAAGUUGAAAAAUGUGGAUAUUUGGUUUGGACUCAGUGAUUAUGUGAAUCUCGGGAGGAGCAAUAUCAGGGAGAUUGUCUUUUGCACCAGAGAGAAACUCCUUGUGGAAACUGACCUUGGCGUUGAUACGAUGGGUGAGAGCCACGGGAAAACCAUUGACCUUGUAGUUUCUAAGUUGGAAGCGUUGGGUGUGGAUAGGAAUACGUUGAUGGAUAACUGGAUACGUUUUAAUUCACACUAA